AUGUCGAUGCUCUCAGGUCACUCCAUCUUCGAUUGUAGCGCUGGCCCUGGUACCGGGUUCGGCGUUUACUCUGACACUGACAGGGACAGCCUAAGCAUUCCUUCUUCCCAAACCUUAUUAACAUACCCAAUGGCCUUGGGUUCCAUCCCCUGGUAUUCAGGUAGUUCGAGUUCUCCUCAUCAGGUGUUCAACGCUACUCUUCUUCAGCCACCCACGGAGCCGUUCAGGCACGAUUACGGAGACAGCUCAUUCGACAGCUCAAUCAUUGGCCACUUCCUUUCUGAGUGUACGUGUCAAGUGCUGUUGAGCACGGCAGCGUACCAGAAGAAGGCGUCGCAAGCAAGGAUAGAUGAUGAAGCGCCACCAGCCGAGAAUCGAGGGCUCAAGGAGAGGUGUAUGAGACCUGUAGCAGCCUUGGACAAGCUGGACGAGAGAUUGAUUAGAAGGAAGAAGCCGAGUAAGAAUGCAAGUUUCCAUGACGAGACAGUCUCAUCGACAUCGCCGAGCACCACCUUGAAAACGACAACGACCACUGCUUCCACCGAAGCUAAGACAGACAAAAAGGCAUCCCACCAAGUGUUGUCACCCCAAAGGCAAACCUUGCCAAUGGCUGCUCGCCAGAGCCCACCAAAGAAGUGCCUCUCACUGUCAAGUUCCAAUCCAAGCGAUGUAGAGUGUCAGCAGCACCUGAGAAAUAAUCCGCCUUUGGAACUUUUAGCCAGAAUUCUGGACAUUGCCAAUGAGAAGAAGAAUGCCAAGAAGACACGCAUUCUACGUAACCUCCGCUAUCCUAGGGUUGGAGGAAAAAAAAAUUGUAUCGCCAAGGUCAUUGGAUCUGUUCGGGAGGGGAAUACCUACAAGUUUCAAGUCAGGUUUGCUAAGUGUCGAGCCUUCUACCAAAUUUACUGCAUCAGUGAAGAAGCCAGGGAGUACAGAUUGCCCAUCUUCAGGAACCUUCGGACGAUGCUGCAAAUGAUGAAGUGUAAAGAGUACAGAGCAGAGAAUCCAAUUGAGGACGAUUCCGAAGUGACCGUGAUAGAAGGGAAAGACUAUUACUCAGUUCUCUUGCAACGCUUUGAGUCUCGUCUUACGCUUCAGCAAUUGGCGAUUUUGCUAGGGUUGCAAUGUUAUAGCGUCCACUUGACGCGCCACAUUGAAGAGGUCGUUGUUCAAAUGUUCCACCAACUUCACGAGCUUGAAAUAACAUCAGAGGCCAGAUGGUGCAAGCUUGACAGGGCUCUCCGCCAACAGAUGAUAUCACGGGUGCACAAGUUUUCUCAAUAUUACUUUCCUACUAUCAGUAAGGAUAUGCUCGAGAUUAUCAUGCGAAGGGCAUCUUACGCGAAAGCUCAACUCAAGUUGAAGACUGAUAGAUUGAGGCGGAAAAGUCGGUACAAAGUAGUGGAGACUCUGAACGGGGAUAUUUGA
This is a messenger RNA of Candidozyma auris, 1428 nucleotides long. RefSeq lists its product as uncharacterized. The coding region runs from base 1 to 1428 and encodes 475 amino acids. The record is from RefSeq and is a predicted model, not a curated record. The transcript has a single exon. Lineage: Eukaryota; Fungi; Ascomycota; Pichiomycetes; Serinales; Metschnikowiaceae.